UAAUCUGAUGCUCCUCUCGGGAAUUAUUUUCUCCCAUUUUACGUGACUACUAUAGCUAUCAUUCAUACUUGGGCAACAAUUUUCAUCCCACUCACCCAUUGUCUAAAUUGACAACAACAAAUUUAUGAAUGGCUUUUACGGCCUCUGUGUUCGUCCGGUCCUGCGCGACCGUCCAGCACACUCGAUCAUCUGUUUACCACCAGUUUCGUCAGUUCGUUUCGAAAUCCCGCGGAAGAAACACGGCAAUGUCUCUCGUCAAAGGAGUAUUCAUAGUCGGCGCCAAGAGAACCGCGUUCGGUACCUACGGUGGCAAACUCAAAGACGUCUCCGUAACCGAAUUGCAAACGAUCGCGGCGAAAGCCGCCAUCGCUGCCGGUAAAGUCGAUCCCGCGACGAUCGACUCGGUUGUCAUCGGUAACGUGAUGCCGAUCAGCGCGACCGACGGCAUAUUCGUGCCUAGGCACGUGGCGCUCAACAGUGGCGUGCCACUCGAAAAACCCGCUCUGGGCGUUAACAGGUUGUGCGGUUCCGGAUUCCAGUCUAUCGUCAACGGAGUCCAAGACCUAUUGACCGGUUUUAGUCGUAUUUCCUUGACCGGCGGCGUCGAAAACAUGUCCGCUUGCCCUCACGUCGCUAGAAAUAUAAGAUUCGGCGUGCCUUUGGGUCAGAGCCCCGUCCUGGAAGAUUCGCUGUGGCUCGGCCUGACGGACACGUAUUGCAAACUGCCGAUGGCGUUGACUGCGGAAAAGUUAGGCGAACAAUACGGCAUCACGCGCGACGAAGUGGACGCGUUCGCCCUGAGGUCGCAGAAGAAGUGGAAAGAGGCGCAGGACGCGGGCAGAUUCGCGGAAGAACUCGUCCCCGUGACCCUAAAGUCGAAAAAGGGGCCUCAGAGUUUGAGCGCGGACGAACAUCCGCGACCUCAGACAACGGCCGAAGGGUUGAAGUCGUUGCCGACGCUUUUUAAAAAGGACGGCCUGGUGACGGCCGGUUCGGCGUCGGGAAUAUGCGACGGCGCCGGCGCCGUCAUCGUCGCUACCGAGGAAGCCGUAACAGCGCAUAACCUCAAACCGUUGGCGCGGAUCGUAGGAUAUUCGAUAGUAGGGGUGGAGCCGUCCAUAAUGGGGAUCGGACCCGCGCCCGCCAUUAAGGCCUUGCUCAACGCUUCCGGCAAAACCCUCAACGACAUCGAUUUGGUGGAAAUUAACGAGGCCUUCGGCGCCCAAACAUUGGCGUGCGCCAAGGACCUGGGGUUGGACCUCGAAAAACUAAAUGUCGAUGGCGGUGCCAUCGCCUUGGGUCACCCGCUCGCUGCUUCCGGGAGCCGAAUCACUGCUCACUUGGUUCACGAGUUGAGAAGAAGGAAGGCGAAGUACGGGAUCGGCUCGGCCUGCAUAGGGGGCGGCCAGGGUAUCGCCAUUUUGGUGGAGGCGCUGUGAGGUUCCUGAAGGGAAUUGUGCCUUUGCGAACUAUUUUCGCCGGAACAGACCGACAAAUUGAGUGGCUGUUUUGAAGACAUUUGAUUUUUUUAUUUAAGACGUUUCGAUUCUUGUUCAGUAUGUGGAAGUGUAACAGAGAAUUAUUUUUUUACGGAAUAGGUAGAAAAUCUAUGGUAAUGUAACUAAAAAAUUCUAAAAAUAAUAGGUAUGAAUUUUAGAAAAUUUCCGAAUCCAUGUUGAAAUUGUUAUCCCCGGUUUUUAAGGGAAUUUUAAUAUUCUUAUAUUGACGUUAAUACUUCUAAAAGUUAUUGCUUUUUUUUUUUGGAGAAGCUAAUAAUGCCAGAAAAAACUGAUGGGGUUUUACUUAUUUUAUAUUUUCAAUAUUACUUAAGGCUUUGGUUAGAACGGUUUUCUAAAUUUAGGGUUUUGUUGUGCAGAAAUAAGGUAUGAAAUAUUAUAGAAAACUUGGAAAUGUCAUCGAUCUUCUGGUAUAUUUAACUGUACCGAUUCUGGACGUAGUAUUAAGUUAAAUUAUCUAUUUUUAUGUAAUUUCUUAUGUGGAAGGACUGAUUAUCUAAAGACUUGUUAUACCUACUACAUUUGCGAAAUAA
Molecule: messenger RNA, 2050 nt
Organism: Cylas formicarius (sweet potato weevil)
Lineage: Eukaryota; Metazoa; Arthropoda; Insecta; Coleoptera; Brentidae
Gene: yip2
Product: 3-ketoacyl-CoA thiolase, mitochondrial
Exons: 1
Coding region: 129-1439 (436 amino acids)
Biological process (GO): fatty acid beta-oxidation
Molecular function (GO): acetyl-CoA C-acetyltransferase activity
Source: RefSeq, a predicted model, not a curated record